Vespula pensylvanica (western yellowjacket) is the source of this 2282-nucleotide messenger RNA. RefSeq names its product protein deadpan-like (gene dpn). Gene Ontology annotation, molecular function: RNA polymerase II cis-regulatory region sequence-specific DNA binding; DNA-binding transcription factor activity, RNA polymerase II-specific; protein dimerization activity. Gene Ontology annotation, biological process: anterior/posterior pattern specification; regulation of neurogenesis; regulation of transcription by RNA polymerase II. The coding region runs from base 246 to 1610 and encodes 454 amino acids. Lineage: Eukaryota; Metazoa; Arthropoda; Insecta; Hymenoptera; Vespidae. Gene Ontology annotation, cellular component: nucleus. The record is from RefSeq and is a predicted model, not a curated record. The transcript is spliced from 3 exons.
UAGUUUAUGUAUUUUCUUCUAUUUGUAAGAAAACUUGGAGAGUUAAUUUAUUAGAAUGUGAAAAUAUUUUUCUCCUUCAAAAUGUUGAAGAAUAAUUUUUUGUGAUGAGUGAGUGCUCUCUGGAUUUUCCAUUAUAUUCGAGAAUUAGUGCAACAACAUACGUGUUGCACUCUACUCGAACACGCAUGCAAAAUAGUCAAUUGAAAUAGUGUUUGUUGAAAAUAAGUUACACAUUUUCUUUCCAAAUGGUGGAUUACAAUAGUUACAAAAUGUCAGCGAGCGAGGAGGAUUUUGAGCAACAAGCUCACCCAGGAAUGACCAAAGCUGAACUCAGAAGGAAUAAUAAGCCGAUUAUGGAAAAACGGAGACGAGCUCGAAUUAAUCAAUGUCUCGAUGAAUUGAAGAAUCUCAUACUCGAAGCAUUGAAGAAAGAUCCGACAAGACACUCGAAGCUCGAGAAAGCCGAUAUUCUUGAAAUGACGGUGAAACACUUACAGACAGUACAGCGUCAACAAUUGAGUACCGCAAUUGCAACAGACCCAGCGGUACUAACGAAAUUCCGUUCUGGAUUUUCCGAAUGUGCUACGGAAGUAUCGCGGUACGUCAGCAACCUAGAGAACGUCGAUCCUGCCGUGAAGCAGCGUCUACUCUCACACCUAAACAAUUACGUUAGUAAUCUCCAGCAAAUAGGACCGUUCUAUGGCCACUACGUGCCCUACAUGCCGGAACGUCUCUAUCCCGAGGUAAAGGUCGGCUACCAUAGCGAAGUAGCCAAUGGGGAUGAGAAUAAUAACUCCAGCACCAGGAUACAGAUACCAAACGGCGUUCAGUUGAUACCUAGCAGACUUCCAACAGGAGAGCUGGCUCUACUAGUCCCACAAUCAGCAGCAAUUUCUACAAACUUUUCUUUUUUCCCACAUCCCUCGGAAUCAAUAUCUAGAACGAUAGCAUCAUCGGCCUUCUCAUCGGUACAUAGAAUACAUAGUCCUCUUGACAGCCCAUCAACGUCCACCUCUAGCUACGGAGAGGAGAAUCAUCAUUUGGAAUGUUAUCCUCAAAUACAUCAACAGCCGAAGUUCAAAAUACCUGAACAAAGUUCUGGCAGUAGUAAAAGUUUUACCAGUUCGCCAGACACUCAAAAAGCUCAAAUUACUUCUAGCAGCGAUAGAAAAUCUCCCUUAUCAUCGACGUCGUUCGACUUUAAAUCGGAAGUAAAUGGAAAUCUUAAAAAAGAAGCGAUUCACAAUUUUUCCGAACAGAUAGAUUGCAUAGCCUCGACGAGUUUACGACAACCUCUUUCAGUUAUUACUGAUAAGACUUAUAAUCGUCCAUGUACAUCGUUAAGCAAUAAGGAUAUAAAAAGACAUCCUUCGGAUAGACUACUCAUAAUCCCUGAGAAGAAACAAAAGUUACAGGAUGACGCUCCAUCGUCAUCUCUAACAUCGGACGAUAAGAGAAAUGAAAAUAGUCAUGAUGUUUCCUCAGAGGAUCGAACAACAAAUGCAUCAACAAGUUCCAAUACAAAUCGUUCUAAUGCCAAUUCCUCACAGGGUUUUUCUAACUCUGCUGGUCCAUCCUCGUCGAAUGGAGACAUGUGGAGACCAUGGUAAUCGACCUCGUUAAUUUAAAGGAGAUUGAAACGAAAUUUGAUUUUUUUGUGAUCUUCUUUUAUAAUUUUUUUUUAGAAAGCGUCAUAAUAAUCUUACGAUAUUAUGAAAUGCUUUAACGAAGAUUAAUGUUUUUCAUUAAUUGAUAAUUUCGUCUAUCUUUAUGUAUUACGAACGUAUUGAUUAAUUAAAAUUUAUGUUUUCUUUUCUUUAUCAUAAAAUUCUUUUCUUUAUAAUACAAAAAAAAAAUGUUUAUGUAGAUUGUAAUGAUAAUAAGAGAGAAGAAUUGUCUUUAAUUUGGUGCCAAAGGACAAGAAGUUGUAGUUUUUAUUUCUUUUUUGUUCUGUUAAAAAAAAAAAAAAAAAAAGACACAAAGAAAAAAAAAAUACUUUCUAUCAGAAUCCUAAUACUAUUAUAGAUUUCAUUAAAUUGGUAACCGAAGAACGUACGUACUUCCAAGCUUUAAAUAUCAUCCAAGCUUUAAAUCUCGUAUUAAGCUGCGCUUAUGUAUAAUUCUGUAAAUAGUUGACAGUUUAAUUUAAUGUAUUCCUUAAUUUAGUAUUAAAGAUUGUGAGAUUAGAAGAAGUCAUGGUGUUUAUCGUUAUAAGCACGAAUAGUAUUAAGAGUUUGUGAUAAAUAUUAUAAUAUUGAAAUAAACUAUUUGUCAAAAGCAAA